Messenger RNA from Plasmodium gallinaceum, 942 nucleotides. RefSeq names its product dehydrodolichyl diphosphate synthetase, putative. The record is from RefSeq and is a predicted model, not a curated record. Gene Ontology annotation, cellular component: endoplasmic reticulum. Gene Ontology annotation, biological process: polyprenol biosynthetic process. The coding region runs from base 1 to 942 and encodes 313 amino acids. NCBI's taxonomy places the organism in Eukaryota, Apicomplexa, Aconoidasida, Haemosporida, Plasmodiidae. The transcript has 8 exons.
AUGGCUCUAAAUUUAAUAGAAAGAUUAAUAACUUCAUUAUUAAGGAGAUUAAUUAAUAUUAAGCAUAUAUCAAUAAUUAUGGAUGGUAAUAGAAGAUUUGCGAAAGAUAAUGGUUUUCAUUCUUCUUUAGGUCAUUAUAUGGGAUCUAAAGCAUUAAUUAAAAUUAUAGAAAUAUGCAUAAGUUUAAAUAUAAAGAUUUUAUCAGUGUUUUCACUUUCACUAUUCAAUUAUAAUAGAAGCCCACAAGAAAUAUAUUUCUUAUUUUAUUUAAAUUUACAUUGUCUAUCUAAUGAAGAUUUUUUUAAUAAUUUUAUUAAAAACAAUAGAAUACGGAUUAAAAUAAUAGGAAACUUAUCUUAUAUUAAUGAUUUCUAUAGAAAAAUUAUAAAUGAUAUAGAACAAAAAACUAGAGAGUUUGAUAAUUUAAUUUUAAAUAUCUUUUUCUCAUAUACGAGUAGAAAUGAAAUGAGUUUAUGCAAGUUUAUGCCUAACUUGUAUUUUGACACAUAUAAAAAAUUAUUAGAAGAACAAAAUAUUUGUUAUUCUUCCUAUUCUUUAAAAAAUUAUAUCAAUGAAAAUAAUUGCGAACAUUCAGAAAAUAUAAUAAAAAAUGAACAUAUUGAAUCAACAUCAAAUUGUGAAAUAAAAUGCUUUUGUGGAAAAUAUUCUUUUUUAAAUGAAGAACAAUUAAAUAUAUACAAUUAUCACAAAAAAUUACUAACAAGUGACUUACCUCCACCAAAUAUUUUAAUACGAACAUCAGGAGAGAAAAGAUUGUCUGACUUUAUGUUAUAUCAAGUUUCAGAAUUUACAGAAAUUUAUUUUAUUAAUGAUCAUUGGCCAACAUUUAAUUUUUUACAUUUCAUAUAUAUUAUCCUUCAUUAUACUUUUUUUCAAACAAUUGAAUGGGAAUUUUCUUAUUCAAACCCUUGUCCACAUUAA